Molecule: messenger RNA, 1935 nt
Organism: Vitis vinifera (wine grape)
Lineage: Eukaryota; Viridiplantae; Streptophyta; Magnoliopsida; Vitales; Vitaceae
Product: putative pentatricopeptide repeat-containing protein At1g12700, mitochondrial
Exons: 2
Coding region: 1-1935 (644 amino acids)
Molecular function (GO): protein binding
Source: RefSeq, a predicted model, not a curated record
AUGGUGGCGAUUAUGAAGAUGAUACGAAGGGCUUCUUCUUCUUCUUCUUCUUCUUCUUCUUCUUCUUCUCCUGGUCCCGGUACAGGGAUGCUUUCUAUUCCUUCUCCAUUCUUGUCUUUAUUACAUAAUAGAUUUCGUUCCAAAUACCUUCAUUUCAAUACUCUGGAUGAUGCCCUCUCUUCAUUUAAUCGAAUGCUUCAUAUGCAUCCUCCUCCCUCCAUCGUUGAUUUCGCAAAAAUUUUAACCUCCAUCACUAAAGUGAAACGCUACUCCACUGUGCUUUCUCUUUCCAGGAAAAUGGAUUCUUUUGGAAUUCCACACAAUGUUUACACUCUCAACGUCCUCAUUAACUCUUUCUGCCAUCUGAAUCGGGUGAAUUUCGCUUUCUCCGUUUUAGCCAAAAUCCUCAAACUUGGUUGUCAACCCGACACUGCAUCCUUCACGACCUUGAUUAAGGGCCUGUGUCUUGAGGGUCAAAUUGGCGAAGCCCUCCACUUGUUUGAUAAAAUGAUUUGGGAAGGUUUUCAACCCGAUGUAGUUAUAUAUGCAACAUUGAUAAAUGGGUUAUGCAAAACGGGGCACACUAGUGCCGCCAUCAGGUUACUUCGGAGCAUGGAGAAAGGGAAUUGUCAGCCUGAUGUAGUUGUCUAUGGCACCCUCAUUCAUAGCCUUUGUAAGGAUAGACAACAGACCCAAGCUUUCAACCUUUUCUCUGAGAUGAUCACUAAAGGCAUUUCACCUAAUAUUGUUACUUGCAACUCAUUAGUUUAUGCUCUUUGUAAUUUAGGUGAGUGGAAACAUGUUAAUACACUGUUGAAUGAAAUGGUAGAUAGCAAGAUAAUGCCAAAUGCAAUUAGUUUGACUACAGUGGUGGAUGCACUCUGUAAAGAAGGAAUGGUCGCCCAAGCACAUGAUGUGGUUGACAUGAUGUUUCAAAGUGGCGUGGAGCCUGAUGUAGUCACCUACACUGCAUUGAUAGAUGGACAUUGUUUGCGAUCUGAAAUGGAUGAGGCAGUUAAAGUAUUUGAUAUGAUGGUUCAUAAGGGCUGUGCACCUAAUGUUUUCAGCUAUAACACCUUGAUUAAUGGUUAUUGUAAGAUUGAAAGGAUGGAUAAGGCCAUGUAUCUCUUUGAAGAAAUGUGCCGACAAAAAUUGAUUCCAAACACCGUGACUUACAACACUCUUAUACAUGGUUUAUGCCAUGUGGGAAGACUCCAGGAUGCAAUAGCACUUUUUCGUGAGAUGGUAGCUUGUGGCCAAAUUCCUGAUCUUGUCACUUACCGCAUUUUAUUGGACUAUCUAUGCAAAAAUUGUCAUCUUGAUAAAGCUAUGGCUUUGCUGAAAGCUAUUGAAGGUAGUAAUUUGGAUCCUGAUAUACAAAUUUAUACUAUUGUCAUUGAUGGCAUGUGUAGGGCUGGUGAACUUGAAGAUGCAAGGGAUCUCUUUUCCAAUCUCUCCUCUAAAGGAUUAAAGCCUAACGUUUGGACUUAUAAUAUUAUGACCCAUGGGCUUUGUAAAAGAGGUUUAUUAGAUGAGGCAACUAAGUUAUUUAUGGAAAUGGAUGAGAAUGCUUGCUCAGCAGAUGGUUGCACUUACAAUACAAUUACCCAAGGAUUUUUAAGGAAUAAUGAGACAUCGAGAGCUAUUCAACUUCUUGAAGAAAUGCUUGCAAGGGGAUUUUCUUGUGAUGUGUCCACCACCACAUUGUUAGUGGGAAUGUUAUCUGAUGAUGGAUUGGAUCAAUCUGAAGCCCACAAGCUGGAGGACAUGUUCCCUCAUCUGAGAAUCCAGGUGAAAGAUACUGUGUUCUGUAAAGAAGAUGAUAUAAAUGCUCUUGGGAAAGUGAUUUCUGAUCUAAAUGAUUGGUUGGAAGAACUUGAGGAAGACAUGAUUUUCUUGAGCACACCAUCAACUUACUCAGAAAUGGAGAUGUGA